CCUCGCGAUUUAGAGAAUUGUCGUCCAUGCUUGUUUAGCGUUAGUAGAGAAAGUGGUUAAGUUUUCAGACAAAUAUGGCAGCAGUAGACGGCGCUGGGUUCAAUUUGGAUGAGGAUGUUGGUGCUAAAAUAAGUGGAUUUCGCAAGGAAUACGACAAUGACCGCGAUGGCCGAGAAGAUUACGGUCCCCCUCACCACCACGGAGAAGGAGAAAGAGGGAAAGCUUAUGGGACAGGCCUCCAAUUGGAUAUGAGCAUUUGACACCUGCACAGUACAAGGCUAUGCGAGCUGCUGGUCAGAUACCAGUCAAUGCAGGUGGUCCAGUCCCAGGGGGCACCGUUAGCAGUUUGCCACAAGGAAGUCAGAUGACAAGACAGGCUCGUAGAUUAUAUGUUGGAAACAUUCCUUUUGGUAUAACAGAGAACCUGAUGAUAGAAUUCUUCAAUGCCAAAAUGCAAGAGGCCAAGUUAAACACAGCACCAGGAAACCCUGUCAUUGCUGCACAGAUCAACUUGGAGCAAAAUUUUGCCUUUAUUGAGCUUCGUUCAGUUGAAGAGACCACUCAAGCCAUGGCUUUUGAUGGAAUUAUUUUAGAGGGCCAAUCAUUGAAAAUUAGAAGGCCUAAAGAUUACCAACCUAUUCCAGGAAUGUCAGAAACAGCCACAAUUCAUGUGCCAGGAGUUGUUUCAACUGUUGUGCCUGACUCUCCACACAAGAUUUUCAUCGGAGGUUUGCCAAACUACCUUAAUGAAGAUCAGGUUAAGGAGCUGUUGGCAUCAUUUGGUGAGCUCAAAGCCUUUAAUCUUGUGAAAGACAGUGCAACAGGCCUCUCAAAGGGUUAUGCUUUCUGUGAAUAUGUGGAUCUGAACAUUACAGAUGUGGCUAUCACUGGACUCAAUGGUAUGCAGCUUGGAGAGAAGAAGUUAAUUGUUCAGAGAGCAAGUGUGGGAGCCAAGACCAACAUGAAUAAUCCUGAUGCAAUAAACAUGAUUCCAGCCCAGAUGCAAAUACCUGGUCUUGACCUGUCAGCCAAUCUACACAACAGUGCUACAGAAGUUCUGUGUCUAAUGAACAUGUUGGACAUAGAAGAACUCAUGGAUGACGAGGAAUAUGAAGAAAUUUACGAAGAUGUUCGCGCAGAAUGUUCAAAGUAUGGCACAGUCGUCAGCCUUGAAAUACCAAGACCUGUGGAAGGUUUUGAACCACCUGGCUGUGGGAAGAUAUUUGUGGAAUUCGGGUCACCAGACGACUCUAAGAGCGCUGCCCAGGCCCUGGCCGGCCGCAAGUUUGCUAACCGAGUGGUGGUGACGUCAUUCUACGCUCCAGAAAUGUAUCAUAGGAAGGAGUUCCAUUAGUUGAUGACGUCAUACUGCUGUUUAAAGCUGAACCGAUAGUUCGACACCCUGUCCCUUUGAUAAUAUGAAGUCUUUUUGUUUUACAACUCUUGUUUUAGAGUGCUUUUCGAUCAAGCUUCUUAGAGCCAAAGACCAAACUACAACAGCCUAUCCGAACAUUCAUUAAGGUAAAUACUCGAAGAAGCCAAUGAGAUUUUCGACGUAAUACAUUUAACUGGCUUUUGACGCAGGAAAAUGAGAAAUAUCGAGUUGUAGCGGGUUUUAGUUUUACAUCUGAUCGAUGUGCAUUUAGGAACACAUUUGUUUGCUUAAGUUUGAAGAGAAUAAUACAACACUUUCAAGAAAGAGAAAAGUUCAAGGCUGAGAAGUUGAACUUCAACAGAUGCAAUUUUGUAUAGGAAUGCGAUCGAUGGCUUUUU
Molecule: messenger RNA, 1773 nt
Organism: Pocillopora damicornis (cauliflower coral)
Lineage: Eukaryota; Metazoa; Cnidaria; Anthozoa; Scleractinia; Pocilloporidae
Product: splicing factor U2AF 50 kDa subunit
Biological process (GO): mRNA processing
Cellular component (GO): nucleus
Molecular function (GO): RNA binding
Source: RefSeq, a predicted model, not a curated record